AGCAAGGGCAAAUUCUCACCACCAAGUCCCAAUGUCAUUUCUAAAAUCCUUGUCGACUACUGCGCUGCCAAUGUCAGCAGCAUUAAAGACGGCUUCGCUCCAGAAACGAGCAUUAGCUACAGUGGCAACUCAAGCCAUUCCUUCUUUCCCAACCCAUGUUCAAGCUUUUCUCCGUGAUUUCAAAACCAACGAACCUGUAUCUAUCAUCAAUCUUAACCGCCAAGUGUUUAAUGCGCCGUUACGACGAGACAUUCUGCAUCGUGUAGUAGUGUGGCAACGGGAUGCUAUGCGUCAAGGAACACAUUCAACAAAAGGUCGUGCCGAUGUAACCGGUACUUCCAAGAAAGCAGCACCGCAAAAGGGUCGAGGCAAAGCUCGUGUGGGUAACCGAAAGGCACCGCAGUUCAGAGGAGGUGGUAUCGCCUUUGGUCCUAAACCCAGAGACCAUGCUACUGAUCUUCCAAGAAAGGUUCAAGAGUUGGGUCUUCGUGUGGCAUUAAGCGCUAAAUACGCUCAAGAUCAGCUGAUUGUGGUGGAUUCUUUGCAAGAUUAUGAAUCGUUCAAAACACGCGAGUUGGAUGGUUUGCUGCGACAAGCGUAUGGUGAACCCACGACACUCAUCGUAAUGAACCAUUGCAACAGCUACUUGGAAUUGGCGGCUCGUAAUAUUCCCCGAUGUGAAGUGAUUCACGUAGAGGAGACCAAUGUACUGGAUUUGCUCACCUACGACAAGGUGAUCAUUGAAAAGGACGCCAUCAAUACUUUAGAAGAAUCAUUGUUAGAAGCAUAAAUAAAUAAAUAAAUAGAUCAAUAAUGGAUGCUCUUU
Messenger RNA from Radiomyces spectabilis, 826 nucleotides. RefSeq names its product ribosomal protein L4 domain-containing protein. The coding region runs from base 32 to 790 and encodes 252 amino acids. Lineage: Eukaryota; Fungi; Mucoromycota; Mucoromycetes; Mucorales; Radiomycetaceae. The transcript is spliced from 4 exons. The record is from RefSeq and is a predicted model, not a curated record. Gene Ontology annotation, biological process: translation. Gene Ontology annotation, cellular component: ribosome. Gene Ontology annotation, molecular function: structural constituent of ribosome.